Messenger RNA from Thlaspi arvense, 3990 nucleotides. The record is from the annotation of a GenBank genome assembly. NCBI's taxonomy places the organism in Eukaryota, Viridiplantae, Streptophyta, Magnoliopsida, Brassicales, Brassicaceae.
AUGGCUUCAUCGUCAUCUAGAACAAGGAGCCGUUCUCCUUUCUCGCACCGUAGACCUCCGAGUCCUUACUCUUCGGCCUCGUCGACUUCGUCGUCUCAUAUGAACAACCGCCUAUUGCCUCGCUCUUGUUCCACAUCUGCUUCUACCGUCUGCAAUUCCGGCGGCGUAAGCGGGCCCCGAUCUAUGACGACUAGUCGUACCAUCUCCGAUCCCGGUCCCAUCGGCGGCUCCGGAAAUUAUGCGGCGCAUUCGCCUGUACCUUACCCAUCGGAGGGGUUGAUUGACGAGCCUGUGCCGACUAUUAACUCUGAGCGAGAUAGCAUCUCCGUCACCGUUCGGUUUCGUCCGAUGAGUGAGAGGGAGUAUCAAAGAGGAGAUGAAAUUGCUUGGUAUCCUGACGCGGAUAAAAUGGGUUCUAGACUUCUAGUAGCCUUGGUUGGUUCAAUAAACGCUCUUCCAAAUAUGUUAAUGCCAGAUAAAGUUUUUGGACCCCAAGCAACAACUGUAGAGGUCUAUGACGUAGCUGCAAAACCUGUAGUCAAGGCAGCUAUGGAAGGUGUUAAUGGAACCGUUUUUGCUUAUGGUGUUACAAGCAGUGGAAAGACACAUACAAUGCAUGGGGAUCAAGAUUUUCCUGGAAUCAUACCGUUAGCAAUAAAAGACGUCUUCAGUAUCAUCCAGGAAACUACCGGAAGAGAGUUCCUGCUCCGUGUUUCAUAUCUUGAAAUAUACAAUGAGGUGAUAAAUGAUUUACUGGAUCCAACAGGGCAAAAUUUACGUGUUAGAGAGGAUUCCCAGGGUACUUACGUUGAGGGUAUCAAGGAAGAAGUUGUUUUAUCUCCAGGUCAUGCGCUAUCUUUCAUUGCAGCUGGGGAAGAACAUCGGCAUGUUGGUUCAAAUAAUUUCAACUUGUUGAGCAGCAGAAGUCACACAAUAUUUACAAUGAUGAUUGAAAGUAGUGCUCAUGGAGAUCAAUAUGAUGGAGUUAUUUUUUCUCAGCUAAAUUUGAUUGACUUAGCUGGAUCUGAGAGUUCCAAAACUGAGACAACUGGAUUGAGAAGGAAAGAGGGUUCAUUCAUCAACAAGAGUCUUCUGACUCUUGGAACUGUGAUUGGAAAACUGACUGAAGGAAAGACAACUCAUGUCCCAUUUCGGGACUCUAAGCUAACUCGUCUUCUGCAAUCUUCAUUGAGCGGGCAUGGGCAUGUAUCGCUCAUAUGUACAGUUACUCCUGCGUCAAGCAGUACUGAGGAAACUCAUAAUACGUUGAAGUUUGCCAGCAGGGCAAAGAGAAUAGAAAUUAAUGCCUCACGCAAUAAGAUUAUAGAUGAGAAGUCAUUGAUUAAGAAAUAUCAGAAAGAAAUCUCCACCCUCAAAGUAGAACUUGAUCAGCUAAGGAGGGGUGUGCUUGUCGGUGUCAGUCAGGAAGAGUUAUUGAGCCUGAGGCAACAGCUACAAGAAGGUCAAGUCAAGAUGCAAUCGAGAUUGGAGGAAGAAGAAGAAGCCAAAGCAGCUCUAAUGAGUAGAAUCCAAAAGCUUACAAAGCUCAUACUCGUCUCUACCAAGAAUUCUAUUCCUGGAUAUUUAGGUGAUGCACCCACUCACCAGCGCAGUAUUUCUGCUGGUAAAGAUGAAAAGUUGGACGCUCUGCUUGUGGAUAGUGAUAAUCUGGCAUCCCCUUCUUCGACUCUGUCUCUUGCAUCAGAUGCUUCUUCAGGUCUUAAGCACCGGCGGUCUUCCAGCAAGUUAAAGGAUGAAAAUUCUCCGGUUGGUUCUGGUGCAGAAACUCAAGGGGCUAUGAGUCCGGAUGAAAUGGAUCUCCUCGUUGAACAGGUUAAGAUGCUUGCUGGUGAGAUAGCUUUCAGCAAAAGCACACUAAAGCGUCUGGUGGAUCAGUCCGUAAAUGAUCCUGAGAACGCAAAACCCCAAAUCGAGAAUCUAGAAAGAGAGAUUCAAGAAAAGCAAAGACAGAUGAGGUCUUUGGAACAGCGAAUAACUGAGAGUGGUGAAGCUUCAAUCGCUAAUGCAUCAUCCCUUGAGAUGCAACAGAAAGUUAUGAGAUUGAUGACACAGUGCAAUGAGAAGAACUUUGAGCUGGAGAUCAUAUCAGCAGAUAAUCGUAUUCUCCAAGAACAACUAGAGAAAAAGUGUGUCGAGAACAAUGAAUUACACGAAAAGGUGCGCCUUCUAGAGCAACGGCAAUCGAGUCUGAAGUCCUCACCGCCUUGUUCUGGUAAUGUUUCAAGUGAAGCGUAUGUAGACGAGCUGAAGAAGAAAGUUCAGUCUCAGGAGAUUGAGAAUGAAAAGCUAAAGCUAGAGCAUGUGAAGAGUGUGGAGGAAAAAAGUGGAUUACAAGUGCAAAAUCAAAAACUAGCUGAAGAAGCUUCGUACGCUAAGGAACUGGCCUCUGCAGCAGCAAUUGAGCUGAAAAACCUAGCCGAUGAAGUAACAAAGCUCUCGCUUCAAAACGCAAAGCUAGAAAAAGAAUUAGCAGCGGCAAGAGACUUGGCAGUAGCAGCAGCUCAGGCUCAGACGCGUAAUAAUAACCCCAUGAACAGCGCGGCAAAUCGCAAUGGGACAAGGCCAGGGAGGAAGGCAAGGAUCUCAGACUCAUGGAAUCUCAACCAAGAAGAUCUUAAAAUGGAGUUGCAGGCAAGGAAACAGCGAGAAGCAGCUCUCGAGGCCACACUAGCUGAGAAACAAUACAUAGAAGAAGAGUAUAGGAAAAAGGUGGAAGAAGCAAAGAAAAGAGAAGAGGCUUUGGAAAACGAUUUAGCCAACAUGUGGGUACUUGUUGCCAAGCUGAAGAAAGCCAGUAAUGGGGUCUUGUCCGGGCCAAAGAGUCACGAACCUCUCGUCACCGAGCCUGCAAUAGAAGUCGAAGCCACAGACUUAGAGAAGGAGAGUCAAAACAAUGCGAUCUUGAAAGAGAGACAAGUCUUGAAUGCACCUGAAGAAGUAGUAAUUGCCAAGACUGAAGAGGAGACACUAAAGGAGGAACCUCUAGUUGCUCGUCUUAAGGCAAGAAUGCAAGAGAUGAAGGAGAAAGAGAUGAAAUCGCAAGCGGCUGCGGCGGCCAACGCAGACGCAAACUCACAUAUCUGUAAAGUCUGUUUCGAGUCGCCAACCGCCACAAUUCUCCUCCCUUGCCGCCAUUUCUGCCUCAAGGGAGAUGCAGAAGGAGCGUUUAAGAAGACUGUGGAAACCGAUCGGAUGAUUGAUGCUCUUAAAGAUGCAAACCCUAGAGAACUUGAGAAGCUUGUUCUUGAAAACAUCCUUGCUUUUGAUGAAGUUUUCUGGAUAAGACUCGCGGCCAGGUCGGAUACUUGCAAAUCAGAUGAUGACAAGGCAAGCAAGGACUUUGAGGAGUUAGCUGCAACCGUGAUGACUAUAGUUGACUGCGUUGUGAAUAAGACUCGGGAAAAGAUAGAAUCGUCUACUGAUGUCCUGAAAGGAAUUUUAAGACCCGUUGUGGAAGGAGUGGAAGAAAUUUCAUGGCCUCCCAGAGAUCCUGAAGCCAUCAAUCAAAUGGAAAAGGAAGUCAUACAACGGGAAAAAGAAGGGCAAUUAGACGAAGGGUUCCUUUCAGAAGUCAGUGCUCAACUACGGCAGGCAAAAGAAGACAAAGACAAACCAGGGCUUGCGGCUAUGCUGCAAAAAGUUCUCCAGCUCUAUGCUGCUACGGUUCUCUCCAAGCGUAGCUACGCAAAGAAAGGGAACGAAGUUGUAAAGGCCGAGCAUUUUCUCGAAACUCUGAUCAAAGGCACGUUGAGCCCUCCUGAGGAAAAAUGGAACAAGCUUUUCUUAGACGGGUUAGCAAUCGGAAAAGGAGAGGUCGCGCCUGAUGAGCUAUCUGCUGUUAUCAAGAAACGAAUCGAGCGCACGCUGAUUCGAACUGAAGGAGGUUCAUACCAGCAGCGAAUCUUGAUUGAGUAUCUCAAAGGGAUCGAGUCCAGGGCUAACGAAAUUAUGAAACUACUUGAGGGUUAA